This is a messenger RNA of Stegodyphus dumicola, 765 nucleotides long. It is a transcript of the gene Crk, whose product is annotated as Crk proto-oncogene, adaptor protein. Lineage: Eukaryota; Metazoa; Arthropoda; Arachnida; Araneae; Eresidae. The record is from RefSeq and is a predicted model, not a curated record. Gene Ontology annotation, cellular component: cytoplasm. Gene Ontology annotation, biological process: cell migration; enzyme-linked receptor protein signaling pathway. Gene Ontology annotation, molecular function: signaling adaptor activity; receptor tyrosine kinase binding.
GCAGUAUUAUCGGAGACGUCUGCCGAAAGGAAAGGCGUUGGUCAUAUAUUUAUGAUAAAAAUUUCCGAGUGAAGUAUUUAGUCUGAGAUUAGUUACAAAAUAAAAUCGUCCUAGGAAAUCAGCAGGAUGGCUGCUAGUUUCGACCCUUAUGAUAAACACAGUUGGUACUUUGGACCACUGACAAGACAGGAAGCUACUGAUAUAUUGCUAAAUGAAAUGGAAACUGGAGUUUUUCUUGUCAGAAACAGUUCAACUAUACAUGGUGAUCUGGUGUUAUGUGUGAGAGAAGACAGCAAAGUAAGCCAUUAUAUAAUCAACAGAAUACAACAGGAUGAUCAGACAAGAUUUCGAAUUGGUGAUCAAAUGUUUCCAGAUGUACCAUCACUUCUCAAUUUUUAUAAACUACACUUUUUAGAUACCACUGCAUUGGUAAGGCCGGCUCCCAAGAAACUUGAAAAAGUUAGAGCUAAAUAUGAUUUUGAUGGGAGUGGAGAUCCUGAUGAUUUACCUUUCAAAAAGGGAGAAAUACUUACUGUGAUUUCUAAAGAUGAAGACCAGUGGUGGACAGCAAAAAAUAGUUUGGGCCAAACAGGAUCUAUACCUGUUCCUUAUAUAGAAAAAGUUGAUGACAAUUUUUUGCCUGAUGGAGUGCAAAAUACACAACCUCCAUCUUCUGGUCAAACACAGAGAUCAUCUACUGAUCCUACACGUUACAAUACUCCUAAUAUACAGGUAAGAAUAAAUUUUACUUCCAGAGCAGAUUAA